AGAUUCUUAAAAAAAAAAGUUAUUUUCACAAGAAUAUAAAGUUUGUAACGUACAUUAUCAUUGUCACAAAGGUAAACGAUUAAAUGUAGAUAGACAUUUUAACAAAACCUUGUUACAUUUUACGUUUGCAAAUUUACCAAAUUAAUUUAUUAGAUUUCUUAAUUAUUUAAUUUCUAUAAAUUUCGAAUCGUAACUGAUCUCUUUAUAGAUGUCGAUCAAUAUUCAUACAGCACAAAACUUGCAAUUACAUUGUAGCAAUAUUGCUCCAAAAUUGCAAUCUUGUUACAACAUUGCUAUAAUGCAACUGCAAGUUUUGUGCUGUAUGGGUAAUCUUUCCUUCGUAAGUGUCGGAAUAUAAAAGCUAUACUACAGCGAUGAUACUUAUUACUUUCGCGUUGGUUAUUUUAGAAUUGUUGUCUUAUCGAACAUAACGGAAGAUUAAAAGAGUUACAUUAUCAUAAUAUACGCGCGAUUGUUAAAUUGGCCGCCAUUCAGUCAAUUAAACCGGUCCAAUUAAACUGCAUUCUCAACAGGUGUUUCCCACCACCUUUCCUCAAGUUACAUUCUUCACAAUUUCCGUUUAUAACAGGUAGUUCUAUUGGUUCGAGAUAUCGGUCCCCGAAUUCCUUCGUCUCUCACGGUGCAUACGGUCCAACUAGAUUGCAGAGUGCCCGGCUGGCGCUGCGCUCGAUUACAUACAAAUUAACACGUAUGUGUUAUCCGACGAGAUAAACAAUUUAACUAUCCGCGUAUAUUUUACUUUCAUGAAAAAAAAUUGAUAAGAAACGAAAAAGUAUUGGAAAAAGACGAUACAAACGCUAAAAGGAGAAACUGUGGCCGUGCGCGACGUUCGAUCCCGAAGAGAGGAUCGCGCGGAGCGAAAGUUGACGGUUGCCGAUUCGACCGAGAGAGGCAGCCGACCGCCAUCGUCGAGAUCCCCCAUGGCGCUCGACCAAUGGAACGUCGCGUUACCUGCGCGCGGCGCACCUGAGGCAGGUAAAGGAAAGGAACGGGUGCGUCGAACGUGGAUGAAUCGUGGAUCACGUCACACGGUCGGAACGGUGGCUCGGAUUAGUCGCCGGGGUAUUCGCGGUCGAGCAUGUUCGGGACGUAGAGCUCCGCCGCUCGUUCGUUUCUCUGCCGUCUCGGGACCGAGUGUCUCCCUCCCUCCCUCCCUCCUCCCCCGUACCCCCGGCGUCUCUUGGUGUUUGUGCGUGGUGCGCUGUGAAAAAAAAUUUGUAAAUAAGUUAUAAUCAGCGGUACAUCGUGGUUACCAUGCCGUACUACAACAGUGGCCACAGCCCCGCUUACAACAAAGAUGCCGGCUCCAGUGGACCAUCGAGUACUUCUGGUGGUCGCGCCAACAGCUCGGAGCCGACGUAUAUGAUGGAACACUUGGCCACGUUCACCGUCACGAAGGAAACCGGUAUUGUUUAUCCGGCGGAUGGUAUGCGCCGCCUUCUACAGUUGGAGAAAAGCAAUGGCAUUUGGAGUCAAAAAAUGCAGCUUCGUCUCGAGCGAAACUGGGUCCUUAUCAUGGACAACGAAACAGGGGCCAUCAUGGAGCGAUUUCCGGCUUCGUUGAUACAGGAACCAACCGCAUUCACGUCGAGAGAUCCCAUGGAGAUGUAUAACAACAUUUUGGUGUUUACUGUGGCCGAUGAUAGUGGUUCUGGCCAGCGAGCGGAGAUGCAUAUAUUCCAGUGUCAGAGUGUAUCGGCGCAGGACCUCGUCGAGGACCUGAAAAUGUUGCAAAUGGGAAAACUGGUCACGGGUGGUUCGCCUCGGGGACCUAGAGGACACAUUCCACCACCACCUGCCUUACCGCCCCCGGAACCACCCUUGAACGGUGUUAACGUCAGGGAACAAGUGUCUGCUUUUAAUGCGGCGAAUGCCGACGGGCAGACGGAUAUGUCCCGUGAGGAGAACAACGAUGAGGUAUCGUCGACAUCGUCGGAAAAGUACGAGCGCGACGUAACGAUUCUGAAUCACUGCUUCGACGACAUCGAGAAAUUUAUUGCGCGUCUGCAGCACGCAGCUGCCGCGUCUCGGGAGCUAGAGCGCCGACGACGUAACCGGAAAUCAAAGAAGAGAAACCUUGGUGAUGGUAUGUUAACGAUGAGAGCAAAGCCGCCGCCCGAAGUGGAGUUCAUUGAUAUCUUUCAAAAGUUUAAGCUUUCAUUCAACCUCCUGGCCAAACUCAAAGCGCAUAUCCACGAUCCUAACGCUCCGGAACUCGUACAUUUUCUCUUUACGCCGCUUGCGCUUAUCGUGGACGCCUCUCACGAUACUAAUUCUGAUCCGAAUUUACCUAGUAAAGUAAUAUCGCCGCUCCUCACGCGAGAAGCGAUCAAUUUGCUGAUAAACUGUGUCACUAGCAAGGAGACCGAACUAUGGCACUCACUGGGCGAUGCGUGGUUGAUACCACGCGACCAAUGGAAAGUACAUGUGCCUCCGUAUCAUCCGAUGUUUAUGGACGGCUGGACGCCAGAGUAUCCCAUCCCCGAGGACAGGGAUCAUGAUCAUUUGGCGUCCUUGUUGAACGCGGAUAAACAAAAGAGGGACGAGUUACCAGAACAACAAAACGAUCCUUAUUACAAUCAUCGCGACGUGGAUGAAUCACAUUACAGUAGCGAUUAUCUGGAGUACGAGAGCCGAGAGGAGCGUGGCGGUAACGAAUACUUCGAUAGAAAUUAUGGCCCUAGUUCGGAAUUGUAUGGCCGCGAAGAGAGAGUGGAUCAGACCAGGGCGCAUAGUGACAUUUCUGUGGAUUCGAUUGAGAGAGCUCCCAGAGCGGUUACCGGAAUAGAGAGAGCACAGGAGGCUUGGUUGGAUGAAUUGGUAGCACGCCAUGCUAAGAUCGUACAAGUCACUUAUCCACGUACCGCGAACAACGACAAGGAGCUCACAGUGGUCAGAGGCGAAUAUUUGGAAGUUCUUGACGAUAGUAGGAAAUGGUGGAAAGCAAGGAACUCUCGAGGGCAGGUCGCUCACGUACCGCAUACCAUCGUUACGCCGCACAAUCCUGCUACUCAUGCUGCUGACAAUGACGUCUUUAAUAAUCCUCUAUAUACCAGCAGAUAUUCGAGGCAGGGACACGGCUAUAAUUAUGAGGAUUCGGAGAUUGAGAGAACCAGCACUAGUCCAGGCCCGGAAGCCACUCAUCGAACACAUGCGAUUCCACCGCCAGCACCUGCUGAUUGGGUGAGAAAGGAAAGACUUGGGAAAAAAGACGAUAUUAGUGCACACAACAGAACUCGUAAUGGCAGUAAUAGCAGUAGAUCUAGCACUUCUUCCAUCGAAAGUAACUCUCAGUCGAACAGAAAGCUUAAUACGCAACAAAGCGUUGUCGAAGUACACUCGCCACCUCGCGACGUAAUACUAGAUGUAAUACCUGACAGGCAAGCUCUAUCGUCUGCACUAACGCUACCAUCAAAGCCAUCUACAAUAAAAUUGACGCCAAUCUUACGUGAAUCGGAAUCAGUACAAACAUUACCCACUUCGAAAUCAGCACCAACACUCUCUGUAUUGAAAUCAGCACCAAUAUUACCUCCAUUACAACCAGCAUCACUUGCACCGCUAUUAGAUUCAUCGACGAUACCCCCAACGCCUCCACCACUGCCACCGCCAAUGGGAUCUAUCCCAAUGCUUCAAACUCAAAAAUCUGCGCCGUCAACUUUUACAUUUAAUAAAGCGGAAACUUCCAAAAGUAAUAAAUUUUCCAGUGGCAUUUCCAAUCAAGAAGAAGUUCAAAAAGAGCUUAAGUUUGUCCUGAGGAUAUUUCGAGAGGAGAAAGUGAAUUUUUCUACCAACAUGCAGGAAAUUUGGUUGAAUCAACACUCAACUCCUCGGGAAGUUCAAACUUGGUUGGCAGCCAAAGGAUUUUCGCAAAAAAUUUGCAAACAGUUAGAAAAUAUGAACGGUACGGAAUUGUUCGAUUUAUCACGACGGCGACUGGAACAAUUGUGUGGACUGUCCGAAGGAAGCAGGUUGAAUGGGCAAUUAACUUUAGCAAAAAACGAAUGUGAGUACAAAACUGCCCGAUCGUCAGAGCUCAAACAAAUUUUAGAAAAAGCGCGUCAAAGAGCAGAGAAGUUAAACGAUAAGGAUGAAGAAAUUAAAAAGUGAAUCAUAAUGUGAACGCAAAUACUGUAGAAAUGACGCAAAUAUUGAAACCAUACAUACUUAUUGCAACUGAAAAUUUAGAUAAAUAGAAAAUAAAAUAUAAUAAUGCAUAUUUUUUCAUAAUUUUUACAUAAAGAGGUAUCCCGUAAAAUGUUAUCGAAAAAAUAUCAUAAGAUUAUAAUGUGAUAAUUAUUUAUUAAAUAGAAGUUAAAGCAAUAUUGUGUAUCAAAGAUUUUUAGCAAGCUUGCAAACAUGCGCUUUACAAUAAAUUAGCUAUGAUGGUC
Molecule: messenger RNA, 4409 nt
Organism: Monomorium pharaonis (pharaoh ant)
Lineage: Eukaryota; Metazoa; Arthropoda; Insecta; Hymenoptera; Formicidae
Product: epidermal growth factor receptor kinase substrate 8
Exons: 10
Coding region: 1276-4128 (950 amino acids)
Biological process (GO): Rho protein signal transduction; regulation of Rho protein signal transduction
Cellular component (GO): plasma membrane
Molecular function (GO): actin binding
Source: RefSeq, a predicted model, not a curated record